UGUGACAGUAGUCACCUCUGCAACAAUUAAAGACAGCGGUGAUGAGUUUCUUAGCUUUUUAAAUGGUGCCUUUGAUAUGAAUCAUCCUUCUGUCCACAACCCAGAGGAAUUCACAGGUCCAGAAGACCCACCUGAACCCUCAGAUGCACCUGCAGAUAUUGUCACAGAAGUGUGCACAACUCCAAGUCCAGUAGAUGACUCCAUUGAGAUGUCUAAUAUCACUCCAGAAAAGACCGUUCUGCCAGACAUUAUUGAUGCAAUGUCCAAAGACAGCAGCAACUCAGUUGAGACAACAGAUCCAAGAGAACUGGACAUAUCAGCAGAGAGCAGAGAGGACAGUAGUUUCAGGAGACCAGGGAGAAGGAGCAGACCAAAAGAUCCGCCAUCACGCCAGGACAACAACUCAGCUGACAGUGCCGAUAACAGUGCUGAUGUGACUGAUGUGCCAGAGAAGAGUGAAGUGGCUGAAGACAGGCGUCCUGCUACAAGGCCAGCUCCAGUGAUCGAUCAAGAUGUAAGUAGCCAGGAGCUGGACGUGCCAGUGGACAAGAAGGGAAUGAGCAUGGUGCCCAGAGACAGCGGCAGAGACAAGAAGCCAACAGACCACGCCGGACCUCAGAGACCAAACCCAAGAGUAGCCGUAUUGCCACUCACCGGGCCCUGGGCCUCAGAGGUCGUAGACCUGGACAGUCCUGAGACUGUGGACGCUCCUGACCGCCCAGACCUGUACACAGACAGUGAGGAAGUCACCAUGUCUCAGCGAAGACAGGCAGGGAGAGCCAGCAUGCGCUCCAGCAGCCGCAGGGAGGCAGCAGGGGACCGAGACAGCCCCAAGGCUGUGGGUCACCCAGACAGACUGGACCCAGCCACUAGGGAUGAGGAGCACCCAGGCACUCAGACAAGGAGAGCAGUGCACAUGGACUUACCUGCGAGCAGGACGGUGGUGAUGGACAGAGACAGCGCCGAAACCAGAGAGCUCCUGGACCCGCAGGCCCUGGACACAGGGAGCAGGGAGGUCAGCGUGGCUCAGGUCAGGAGUGAGAGAGUGAGAAGUCACCGGCUCUCGGCCACCACCAGCACUGCCAAGAGUGAGAAUCAGGAGCGGACGAGUCCAUGUGGACUGUGCAGGACAGGAGCGGUGACCAGAGGCGUCCCUGAUGCAGGCGAGAGCACCACCACAGUCCGUCAUCUGGACACUGAGGCUGAGAGUACAGAGGAGACCCCAGGACCCCAGCAUCAGAGGAGUCCGGCUGGCCCAGUCAUAAGCAGGACUACGGCAGGCACAACUGCAGAUAAACUGGACAGUGUGGACAGCCUGAGGGCCAGCAGCAGUGAGAGAUUUGAGCGCUAUGGUCAUACUUUCGGAAAUACCUUGUAGGUUUGUCCAGCAUUCACUGAUUCCAAUGUAUUCCUUGUAUUUCUGAAUCAUGGUAAUAAUUCUGAAUUUGUGUUGUUUUUAGUGACAUCAAAUAAAUCUUCCUUUAUGUCCACA
This is a messenger RNA of Alosa alosa (allis shad), 1492 nucleotides long. RefSeq lists its product as uncharacterized. Bases 77 to 1378 code for a protein of 433 amino acids. The record is from RefSeq and is a predicted model, not a curated record. Lineage: Eukaryota; Metazoa; Chordata; Actinopteri; Clupeiformes; Clupeidae. The transcript is spliced from 12 exons.